Messenger RNA from Saxophila tyrrhenica, 2553 nucleotides. RefSeq lists its product as uncharacterized. NCBI's taxonomy places the organism in Eukaryota, Fungi, Ascomycota, Dothideomycetes, Mycosphaerellales, Extremaceae. The record is from RefSeq and is a predicted model, not a curated record. Gene Ontology annotation, cellular component: cell septum; cell periphery. Gene Ontology annotation, molecular function: chitin synthase activity. Bases 1 to 2553 code for a protein of 850 amino acids. The transcript has 3 exons.
AUGGUAGCAGAAACGACGCCAGAAUGGAGACUUCAAGACAUCAUCUACGUCGCCAUCGUCGGCUCCGUCAUGGUCGCCGCCUUCCUCGAAUGGAUCCUCUGGCUUCUAGCGUUUCUCUACUGCUUGGUCAAGGUGUACCAAAAAGCUGAAAGCAAAGGACGGUUCGGCAUCAGAUUUCUGGCGGCGCUCAACAUGGUCUUUUUCACUCUUAUGCGCUGCAUAUUCCUGCCUGUGAUGAUCGUCACUCUGCCAUUGCCCCCGCAGAUCUCGAAGCAUCUGCCUCUAGAGAUGGUUAGUGGCCUGCAAUGGUUCGCCUUCUGGUCGUUCGCAGGUUUGCUCACUAUACCCUGGCUGUUCUGCGUGUUCCAGUUGGUCACUCACAACAUCGGCCGGACACGGAGAAUUAAGACGGUGCUGGACGAAUACUCGGCGCCCAAGGUUGUGAUAUGCGUGCCCUGCUACAAGGAAGAACCCGAGGUACUUCUCCGCACGGUAGACUCCAUUGUUGACUGCGACUACCCGCCUUCAUGCCUGCACAUCUUCCUAUCGUUUGACGGAGAGCAAGAGGACGAACUUUACCUCAGCACAAUUGAAAAGCUUGGGGUUCCGAUCACCCUAGACUCGUUCCCGCGAAGCAUCGAUGUCAAGUACCACAGCUGUCGGAUCACGGUCUCGAGAUUCCGUCACGGAGGCAAAAGGUCGUGCCAGAAGCGCACUUUCCAGCUCAUCAACAAGGUCUAUGCUGAAUACCUCCGCCGCAACGACAAUCUCUUCCUCCUGUUCAUCGACUCGGACUGCAUCCUGGACAGAGUCUGCAUCCAGAACUUCAUGUACGAGAUGGAGCUUAAGCCGAGAAGCUCAAGCAAGCACAACAUGCUCGCAAUGACCGGCGUAAUUACAUCUACGACGGAGAAGAACACUCUCAUCACCGUCCUGCAGGAUAUGGAGUACGUGCAUGGACAGCUGUUCGAGAGGACGGUUGAAUCAGGAUGCGGAGCAGUGACGUGCCUGCCAGGAGCGCUGACUAUCCUGCGGUUCUCAGCCUUCCGUCGCAUGUCUCAGUACUACUUUGCCGACAAGGCAGAGCAGUGUGACGACCUCUUUGAUUUCGGGAAGUGCCAUCUAGAUACAGGCAAGCUUGUUCUCUUGCUGCGAGAAAGGACACAACGGCUGACGAGGAUUCAGAUGAACACAGGCGCAUUCUGCAAGACGGAGGCGGUGCAGACGUUCAAAAGCCUUUUGAAGCAGCGCCGAAGGUGGUUCCUAGGCUUCAUCACUAACGAAGCAUGCAUGUUGACAGACGUUCGACUCUGGAGACGCUAUCCACUGCUUGUGAUUAUUCGGCUUGCGCAAAAUACCAUCCGCACGACGGCACUGCUCUUUUUUAUCAUGGUCAUCUCGCUCAUCACCACUUCUCAAGCUCCGGCCAACCUUCCCAUCGGAUUCAUCGCCGUCUCGCUCGGUCUCAACUGGGCGCUCAUGCUUUACUUCGGCGCAGCGCUAGGACGGCACAAACUGAUGCUGUACCCGCUCAUGUUCGUUCUCAAUCCGUUUUUCAAUUGGCUCUACAUGGUGUACGGCAUCUUCACCGCCGGCCAGCGGACAUGGGGCGGUCCUCGUGCCGACGCUGGCAAAGCAGAUGAGAAGACCACUCCCGAGCAGGUGAUUGAGCAUGCAGCUGCCCGAGGCGACGAGUUGAACGUCGUACCCGAGACGUUUCGCCCGGCACUUGAAGGGGCAAGGCGGAGAGUACCUUACCACACCCCUCUGAUGCCCUCGGAGAGCCUGGACGGCCGCUUCGCACCUACAGAGGCCGGCGCGGGUGGGUGGUAUGUACAGGCCAACGACUCAGGCGUGGUGCAGCGACAUUGGAGCCCGAGGCGAGUGGAAGAGGGAAGGAUUUAUGGUAGAAGCCAGAGCUCGGACUCGGCGACCUCCCGUGGCAGCUCCACAUACUCUACAUACACCCCGAGGAGAGUGGAGAGUCUGGUAGAUGUGGAGGACGCUGUGACUUAUCACAACCGAAUGGCGCAGCAACGGCCGGCCGGCGGUGCGCACUUUGAAGCGAUGCGGGUGCCACCAACGGAGAUGACCGUGCAGGCUGUCAACGGCGCACUCGAACAUCGGAGGCAGUCGGUGGACUCAGCGGACUCGGUUGACUCCGACGACUCUAUACCGCUCCACUUCGAAAUUCCCCGCCGUGGCCGUACGCCGGAACCGCGUUCUACCACAUCAUCAUCCCAACUACACCCUCAAGCCCCGCAAUCGAACCAUCCAGGACCUCUCUCAGCGUACCCACCCAGUCCAACCCUCCACCCGCACUCCGCCGGCUUCACGGCCGGUCCCAGCCCUUUGGCACGCAAGAGCUUCACCUGGAUCGCUGCUGACGAUGCGAGGCACGGCGGUUCUGUAAAUCGACAGCAGUCGACUCGGACACCAAGGCGGCACUCGGUGGCGGAAAUUGAGAGGAGGGGGAGGAGGAGUGUGAGUGUGGAUAGGCAUGCGAGAAGGCGGUUGAGUAAGGUGAGGAAGAGGGCGGGUAGUGAAGGCUGA